AUGGGUGGUGCAAGUCGUGAAGGCGGCAAAGUCAAGCCACUGAAGGCACCCAAGAAGGAGAAGAAAGACAUGGAUGAAGAUGAAAUCGCAUUCAAGGCCAAGAAGCAAGCCGACGAUAAAGCCCGCAAAGAGAUGGCUGACAAGGCCAAGGGAAAAGGACCACUAAACGCCGGCCAGCAGGGCAUCAAGAAGAGCGGAAAGAAAUAG
Messenger RNA from Exophiala bonariae, 207 nucleotides. It is a transcript of the gene TMA7, whose product is annotated as Translation machinery-associated protein 7. Lineage: Eukaryota; Fungi; Ascomycota; Eurotiomycetes; Chaetothyriales; Herpotrichiellaceae. The record is from RefSeq and is a predicted model, not a curated record. Bases 1 to 207 code for a protein of 68 amino acids. The transcript has 3 exons.